Molecule: messenger RNA, 1768 nt
Organism: Ipomoea nil (Japanese morning glory)
Lineage: Eukaryota; Viridiplantae; Streptophyta; Magnoliopsida; Solanales; Convolvulaceae
Product: probable protein arginine N-methyltransferase 6
Exons: 13
Coding region: 171-1451 (426 amino acids)
Biological process (GO): peptidyl-arginine methylation
Molecular function (GO): protein-arginine N-methyltransferase activity
Source: RefSeq, a predicted model, not a curated record
UAAACUUUUAAUAAAAUUAGAGUUUGGCACCGGUGUUGAAUCAAGUUCGAACCUAAGUGCGGCUGAGCUAACGACAGUACAAAUUCGCUUCCUUGCUUCGGUUUUGGUAGUUUAGCGGUCGACCUCUGUGUAGUAGACUAAGAAUAGUAGGCGGUUGAGGAGGAAAGCAAAUGUUCCGAUCGACGAGUUCCGGCUCUAGUAACGGCUACCACUACGACGGCGAUGGCGGCCACCAUGUGACCGGCCGCCGUGGGCGAAGGUUGAGCCGCGGCAGAUCACGCGCACAUGGAAAUGGUAACGGUAGCGUCGAGAGUGGGGCUAGGGUUUCUCAUUGGCAGCAGCAGGAUGAGGGAGAGAAGCCUACCCCUCCUUGUACGGACUUCGACAAGGCCUACUUUCACUCCUAUGCUCACGUUGGCAUUCAUGAAGAGAUGAUUAAGGACCGCGCACGUACAGAGGGUUAUAGGAAUGCAAUAUUUCAGCAUCAAAAUUACAUCGCUGGAAAAGUUGUAGUUGAUGUUGGUUGUGGCACAGGUAUUCUCUCUAUAUUUUGCGCUCAGGCUGGUGCAAGGCGGGUAUAUGCAGUAGAUGCCAGUGAUAUAGCAGUACAGGCAAAUGAGGUUGUGAAAGCUAAUAACUUAUCUGACACAAUUAUUGUGCUGCAUGGGAGGGUUGAGGAUGUUGAAAUAGAUGAAGAGGUUGAUGUUAUAGUUUCAGAGUGGAUGGGUUACAUGCUUCUCUACGAGAGCAUGCUGGGGAGUGUCAUCACUGCUAGAGAUCGCUGGCUGAAACCAGGUGGUCUUAUUCUUCCAUCAAAUGCAACGUUGUAUAUGGCACCUGUUACACAUCCUGAUAGAUACAAUGCAAGCAUAGACUUUUGGCGCAAUGUCUAUGGGAUAGACAUGUCUGCUAUAAUGCCAUUAGCAAAACAGUGUGCAUUUGAAGAGCCAUCUGUGGAGACAAUAAAUGGUGAAAAUGUCUUGACAUGGCCACAUGUGGUAAAGCAUGUAGACUGUUAUACAGUGACAAUUCAUGAGCUAGAAUGUGUCAACACAAGUUUCAGCUUUAAGUCAAUGAUGCGAGCACCAUUUCAUGGGUUUGCUUUCUGGUUUGAUGUGGAGUUCAGUGGCCCUGCAAUAUUUCCAUCUAACAUCGAAGCGCCUUCAUCAUUUGUUGAGCAUUCUAAUAGUCACAACACUGAUGACAAACAGAGAAAGAAGCGUGCGAAUCCCAAUGAUGCCCUUGUGCUGUCUACUGCACCUGAGGAUCCCCCAACACAUUGGCAACAGACAUUGAUCUACUUCUACGAUCCAAUCGACGUUGAGCAAGAUCAAGUUAUCGAAGGCUCUCUAGAAUUGUCCCAAAGCAAAGAAAACGCUAGGUUCAUGAAUAUUCAUCUGAAGUAUUCAGCGGAUGGACGAUUAUUUGUUAAAGAAUCAGUGAUGCGAUGAGUGCCAACCUAGGGUUUCUAUUCGUAGAUCUGUGCAAAAUGUUUCUGCUGAUUCUGCUCAUGGAUUAUAGAGACCUUUUACUGCACCGGAGGAAUGGAUAAACAGCAUUUUCACCGUCAGUUGGCAGUUUUUUCCCCUCAAUGUCGGAACUGUAAGCUGUUAACAGUAAGUGUAUUAUUGUGUUGCGAGAAUGUGUACUUUUCUUGAAUAUACUCAGGAUAGAUGUAGGAUUCUAAUGAACAAUAAGUAUUCACUAUAUAUUGGCUUCUUUUGGUAAUUAUUACUCAUUUGAGUUAAUACCAGUUGGGUCCCUCGAC